This is a messenger RNA of Ochlerotatus camptorhynchus, 2248 nucleotides long. RefSeq names its product antigen 5 like allergen Cul n 1-like. The record is from RefSeq and is a predicted model, not a curated record. The transcript is spliced from 3 exons. Lineage: Eukaryota; Metazoa; Arthropoda; Insecta; Diptera; Culicidae. Bases 811 to 1650 code for a protein of 279 amino acids.
CAUAAUACAGUCAUGCCCACACCAUCCCGGAACGCGCAACUCCCACAUGUACAUCAACAACAUUACACAUUGUCAGUAGACUGAUUUUUUUAGUGGGAAAGCUACCUACCAUAGAUAUGGAGACCGCGCAAAAUGUGACACACUGACGGUACCAUUUAAUCCAAGCAAAGUAUUCAAUCAAUCAUAAUCCACAGCGAAACAACAACAGGGAACCGCCAAACUAAUGAUGAAGCAAUUACGCUUCAAUUAAUCCCAUUAGAUUACAAGGUACGCAUAAAUAAACCAACAUCAGACAAUACCGGUUCACGUUACCCUUUGCGAUGCACAAUCAUAAAAUGCACGCACAGAAUCACCUGUCUAUGGCACUCGAAAAAUGAUCAAUGAACUUGAAUUUUAAUAUCCUACACGCAAGCGCAAGCCGCAUGGUGUGGGACGGGAGGUGUCAGCUUUAUUGACAAAACUUGUCCUGUCUAAUGAGUGCGGCGAUAAACGCCUUCUCUAAGCACCGUGCUUUUGUCAAGUGCUGGAGAAAAGGUCCACCGAGCCGUCGCACUGAAAUUGUAGUGUGGAGUCCGGGUGGUUGUUCGAGUGUUUUCACUUUCAAAUUGAUAAGAGAUUGAUCAAAUAACACUUACGAAAAACAAAGCACCCUAGCCAAGCACAAUGAGAUAUUCAGCAAACGCUGUAUUCUAAAUUGUUCCCCAGAGCUUAACCCAUACAAACGAUCCAUUGUCACGGGGGGUGGCGUCGUUCCAACUCGAACACCUCAACGCGUUCUGAAGUGCACUCGUGCUGUCAAUUAGUGUCGCAAUGUGUACGCAAACGGAUCACUGUCGUCUUUGCCGCCGUUGUCGAUAUGGCAACGAUAGUUUCACGCUACCGUGGACGGUGGAGACUACCACACUAGUGAUUACAAUUCUGCUGGCUUUCGUCGGUGGUUUAUCGGAAGCCAAGAAAACCUUGGACUACUGUCGUGCAGACCUGUGUCCCGUGGGCACUCGCCACAUAGCGUGCAAUGGAUAUAGAUUCGGAGGCAACUGCAGCCGACCCAUGCUGGUCAAGAUGACACCCAAGUAUGUGAAUUUGAUACUGAACUAUCACAAUGGAAAAAGGAACCAACUGGCUUGUGGGGCGAUGCGACGGUUUGCUUCGGCUAGCUCGAUGCAGAAGCUGCACUGGAACGACGAACUGGCACACCUAGCGGAAUACAAUGCCAAAAGCUGCCACUUUGCCCAUGAUGAAUGCCACAACACUGCCCACUUCCGCUAUACUGGCCAAAGCAUCGGCAUGAAGUGGUUCCACGGUAUGAACUACACGGCAGCCCGAGUCGUGCGGGAUCUGGUCCGGAAAUGGUACCUUGAGCACAAGGAAACAAAACAACGCGAUCUGGAUCGUUUCCUGGUUACCCCUCACAGUUUCAAGAUCGGCCAUUUCACCCAGCUGAUCCACGCGGACACCACCGAAAUAGGUUGCGCCCUGGUCCGAUUUUUCAAACAUCACAACAACCUACAGUUCAUUCAUUACUAUCUGGUCUGCAACUACUCCGAAGGUAACAUCGAAAAACGACCCGUCUAUCGAAAGGGUAAACGGUGCAGCAAAUGUAAACACGGUUGUACCGGAGGAAAAUACCGCUGUCUAUGUCGCGGCUAGGAUUGACCAACACUACGUGGUCUUCACCUUGAAAACGUAAUACAUAUUCCCUACGUCGCUGAGUACCUGCUGUAUGUAUGCUAGGCUGCAAAUAGAUAGCUGAUGAACAAUAAACGUGUAAAAUAUAUUUGCUUUAAGACACGCGUCCUUAAUUGCGACAGUGAGAAAUGAGCGGAGGAUUAACAGGGUGUGUUUAUUAUUAUCAUGGUUUGGUUUUUCAACGUUUGUUUGUACGUGAUUGCAUUUGAAAAUCACUUAUCCAGAGCUCACAACAGCCGGUAGAUUGUUCUAGGUAAUGGUAGACGAUAAUAGGAGGCCUCAAUCGGGAAGUUUUGUAACGUCAGAGCGGAAGUGUGUAGAUAAUGGAGUAACUGACAUUCAAAACUUUUUAGACCCGACUUAUUUUAUAUUGAAACCCUGUACCUUACACCAUCCCCCAGUUCUAUAGCACCGAUUGCAACAAGAUAACAGAUACGCCGACAUAGCACAACAUGAUAACAAUGGAAAACAAAUUUCGAUCACGAUGAACCAACAUUGAAACUAAAACACAUAAAUUGCAUUUAAAUUUGUGAAAGAAUUUGUGGAGAGAAUAAAUUCA